ACUCAAUUUACAAAGGAGAAACAUAAAGAGAAAAAAAAAAAAUUAUACAUCUGGUGCAAGCACUGCCAUGCAGUACAAAUCGGCAUGGCAGUUUUACACAUCGUUACAAUUUUUAAGUGAUGUCCGUGUCCUUAAGGAAUACUGUGACUUCUUUGGAUUUUAAUGAUACUAGUACACAAGAAAGAAGUGCAGAAGUUACCAGUCAUUCUGAGGAGAUGUUUGACAUGAACGAUUUUGAAGACACUGAAGAGACACAGAGAGAACUAUGUCAUACACAAACACUACCACAGCUAAAAAGACACACAUCAAACACUACAACUUCAAACAAAAAACAGAAACACGAUCACAUUUACACAGCAGCCACAACAACACUGGAAGAAAUUUCUACAAUAUUAAAAUCAAAAAACACUACUCCAAAUACAUUUACACAGUUCGGUUCCUUUGUUGGUUCCGAACUAAGUCUAAUCCGUGACCCUCAACUCCUCACAGACACAAAAUAUAAAAUAUACCAAAUUCUCACAGAUGCACAGACAGAACAAAAUGUAUUAGAUUCCAUGAACAACACAGAAUAAAUAAGAAACUUAGAUAUAUUUAUUACUUACCACAUUAUUUUGUAACAUAAAAUAAAAAUACUUAUAAAUAA
Messenger RNA from Stegodyphus dumicola, 643 nucleotides. RefSeq lists its product as uncharacterized. The record is from RefSeq and is a predicted model, not a curated record. NCBI's taxonomy places the organism in Eukaryota, Metazoa, Arthropoda, Arachnida, Araneae, Eresidae.